Molecule: messenger RNA, 999 nt
Organism: Cordyceps fumosorosea ARSEF 2679
Lineage: Eukaryota; Fungi; Ascomycota; Sordariomycetes; Hypocreales; Cordycipitaceae
Product: peroxisomal adenine nucleotide transporter 1
Exons: 1
Coding region: 1-999 (332 amino acids)
Source: RefSeq, a predicted model, not a curated record
AUGGCCUCCUCUCAAGCCCUCGAGGCCCUCGGCCACGCCAUCUCCGGCUCCUUUGGCACCGCCACGUCCACCGCCGCCCUUGCGCCGCUCGACCUCGUUACGACGCGCCUCAAGGUCCAGCGGCAGCUCGACGACCAUACGCAGUACGCCGGGGUGCUCGACGCCUUCCGCAGCAUCCUGCGCGAAGAGGGUGUUGCGGCAUUCUAUAGUGGCUUGGGAACAGACGUUGCUAAGUCCAUCAUCGAUUCAUUUCUUUUCUUCGGGUUCUACAACCUCCUGCGGCAGCGCAGUGGCCGGGCACCGGGCGUACUGCGGGAGGUAGCGCUCGGCAUGCUCGCUGGCGCCGCGUCCAAGGCGUGCACGGCGCCACUUUCCAACGUCGUAGCGAGACGCCAGAUGACGCCGCCCGGCGACGAAGAGGCGACGCGGUCGGUCGCGCAGACGCUCCGGGACAUGCGCAGGGAGGGCGGCGUGGGGGCGCUCUGGGCGGGUUACUCGGCGACGCUGGUGCUGACGCUGAACCCGAGCGUCACAAUGCUGCUGAAUAGGAGGCUCGCGGAGCGGGUGAUACCCAUGCUGGAGGAGGAGAUGGACGUGCCGGUGGCGUGGGCCGCGUUUCUGCUAGCCGCACUGAGCAAGUCAGCAGCCACGGCGUUGACGUACCCUUUCCAGACAGCUAAGACGAUGCUGCAGAUGCCGAACGCGGGGUCGGACGAGGACGAGGGCCUGGAGAAUAAGGAAAGGGAGAGGAGGCGGAGGAGGCGGAGAACACUAUGGGCCAACAUUAUGGCGGCAUUCGAUAGGACCAUCUUUGGCAUGAUUCUGCGGCUGAUAAGGACGGAAGGGAUAAGGGCACUGUAUGAUGGCAUGGAGGGCGAGCUGCUCAAGGGCUUCUUUAGCCAUGGACUCACGAUGCUAGCCAAGGGCUUCUUCCACCGGUUGGUCAUUCGCGUCUGGAUCAUGUCCCAUGCUCGACGUCCACUCAAGGCCUCAGUUUGA